This is a messenger RNA of Trichobilharzia szidati, 2278 nucleotides long. Lineage: Eukaryota; Metazoa; Platyhelminthes; Trematoda; Strigeidida; Schistosomatidae. The record is from the annotation of a GenBank genome assembly.
GCGGAGAACUUGAUGUCUGAAGUAUGCAGGCCGAUGAAUAUAAUGGAAAGACUGUGCUUGUCAUAAAUCAUACCCAUAUGGUUAGCUGUUCCUCUGGAGAUGAAUUAAACCUGGAUCCAGGAGCUAAAUUCUCUUCAGCAAAAGUGACAUUUCACAAGUCAAUAUGGAGCAAUCUAGUUGAAGGUGUUAUACAAUACUGUCGUGUUGUUUUUGAUAUAUUUUCUACAGAGAAGCCUAUAUCCAUAGUAACAUUUGAUGAUGAAGAAAAAAUUCAUUCCAUAUGGUUAAAUGAAGAUCAGAAUUUGGAUACAGUAAGUUGAUUCAUUGUAAGUUAAUGAUUUUUUUUUAUAAGAUUUGGAAUAUAUUCUCCCAUGAAGGUCCUCCGAAAAGCUCUACACCUAAUCUUGAUUUCAAAUCACUUCCUGGUUUGUCUUCAGCAUGUCAUCUGUUACAAAUGUUGACACCGCAUCAAAAGGAAAAUCAGUGUACUGAUAAUAAAGGUAGAGUGGUUGUCCUAAGUAUGUCUAUGAGUAAUCAGAUUAGUUCGUGGAUUCCAGAUAUUUUAGCCACUUUGGAGAAACCUGUUGAUGCACCAGAAUGUGUAGCUGUUACUUCAAGUGAAUGGAUAUUUAUUGAUCUAUUUCCAUCUUCAGAGUUUUCAAUGGAAGCGAACGAAGUAUAUCCGAAACGUAUUCAGCUGCCUGAUCAUCUAAGUUCAAAUGUUCAACAUCAUUUUUACUAUCAUAAACUUCAAGCUACCAGUCAAGAAUUAUAUCAAGGUUUAAUGCGUCUUGCAGAAUCUCACUACAAUCUAUCAAGUACACUUGUUCAAGAUAUUCCAAUGAAAGAAGAGGCUAAUGUUAAUUCUGGUAGUUCAAUGUAUGGUGUUGAACUUCUCCAUCGGACUGAAGUACAUGAUUUAUUAAAAUGUGCAGGAUUAUUUGAAAAAUUACUGAUACGUACACAAAGUGAAACUGAUAAGUCACCAUCACGUCCGAAUUCAGGCUUUUCAAGAACACUCGGUAUCAAAUGGGUUACACCUAAAACAUCAGAUGCAAAUUUCUUACGAUUCGCUGUUGCAACUUAUCGUGUUACAGUGGCUGAUGUUUGUCACAGAGCAUCUACUUGUUUAUCUCAGUUUGUGUUAAGCGGUCGGUCUGUUGCCUUGGCUCAUCGCAUAGAUUGUCCUUCUCGAGUUCUACCGAAGCAUAUUAAUAUCCUGUCGUCGUGUUCAACAGAUGAAGCUCUUCUACUCACUUGUCAUGGAUCUGUGAUGUAUAUACAUGUUUUAGCUACAAUAUUUCCAAUAUGUCAUCCUCAGAAUAUUCCUUUGAAGCCUGAUCUAAACUUACAAUCAAUGGAUUAUCGUACACAAGCCUUUAUUGAUCAUAUUUUAAGCCCGUCUCGUUUAGCUCCAGCCUCGGCUAGAUUGAAUUAUUCUGUACUUCCAAAAGAAAGAGCUCGUCAACAUAUUGAACGUCAAACAAGAUACUGGCCACUUAUGGAAUCACAAACCUUGUUGGGAAAGAAUAAGUUAGCAGGUCCGAUAUUUGAACACCUACCGAAAGAAUAUCUUGAACCGAAUGAAGUAUCUGCUUGUGAAGAAGCUGUAGUGAAUAUUUUAAAUUCAAUUAAACAGUAUGUCUGCUUGUCGGAUUCCAAGAAAACCGCUUCAAAACGAGGUCCUUCUGGAACUUUGCCUGUAGCACCGACACUACAAGCUGAAGCAAUCGCACUAGCUACUGAAUUCGAUUAUAUUCUCUCCUUGUACAGUGAUCUAUCAGCUGAACAUGAACAAAUACGGAAUUUUUGGAUACAAUCUAUAAGUUCAACAAAAAGUGAUGCAUCUAGUAGUAGUGGAUUAAAUCGUCCCAGUGGAAAUGAUUUCACCACAUUGAAUCUUACAGAAAUGAUACGUUUAGCAAGAACUGUUGUCUGUGAUCAAAUCGAUGCGAGUGAAUCAAGUAUUAUUCCACCUGCACUUAUUAAAACUAUGAAAAGUUUAACAGUUCUAUGUGAACGUCUCCGUGUAUGUACAGAUUCGAAAGGAGUUAGUCAAAUUCACCAUAGAUACUCCAGUGACCAGGCACCUAAAGUAAAGGUCAUGAUUGAACCCGCUGAUCGUUCAACAUUCAUCGAUUGCUUAAAAGCUUCAAAACGUCCACGCACAAAGAUGGAGAAAUUAGACUUUGUUGGUGUACUAACUGCCGAUUCAAAGGGUGUAUGCCAGUUGUAUAAAAAUUUAAAGGAUAAAGAGAAAUCUGUUACUUAGUGCUGA